Messenger RNA from Zeugodacus cucurbitae (melon fly), 954 nucleotides. RefSeq lists its product as uncharacterized. Gene Ontology annotation, biological process: regulation of tube size, open tracheal system; septate junction assembly. The coding region runs from base 136 to 906 and encodes 256 amino acids. The record is from RefSeq and is a predicted model, not a curated record. The transcript has 4 exons. NCBI's taxonomy places the organism in Eukaryota, Metazoa, Arthropoda, Insecta, Diptera, Tephritidae. Gene Ontology annotation, cellular component: septate junction; membrane.
UUUAUUAGGGCGGUGUUUUCUUGUAUGUGUGUGUUGACAAUAGUUUUUUAGUGUAGUUUACAUUUGUGUAUUUUCUAAUUGUUGUUAAACAAGAGUGGGUUUUAAUUAAAAUAAAGAAAUUAUUUAACUAAAGAAAUGCGCAAUUUUACAAAGCAACAGUCGACAGACACGGCAGAUACCAGCGUUGAAAAAGGCGAUUAUCCGCGUGCAUCAAAUGGCGUUGUGCUCGGUGGAAUUGUCACUUUUGUGGCAUAUUUCUUUCUGAUGAUGGCAUUCUGUUCACCCUAUUGGAUAGAGUCGUAUGAGGAAACACACAGCAGCUUCAAGAAUAUGGGCUUGUGGGAGUAUUGUUUUAAGAAUUUUGUGUAUCCAUAUUACCAAUUUCCGCGACAAUUCAAUGGAUGCCACAAUAUCUUCAGUCAUGAAUACUAUGUCAUCAGAGAGUACCUGCUACCUGGUUGGCUAAUGUCUGUACAAGCUUGUGUUACAUUGGCUUUUCUACUAACAUUCACAUCUUUAGCCAUAUUAGCGCUAGUUGUUAUACGUCUGCCAUUGAAAGGUGUGCUACAAUAUGAGUGGUUGAUGAUAAGAAUUUCAUAUCUCUGUACAGCUAGCUCUUCGCUACUACUAUUCUUGGCUGUAUGCAUUUUCGGUGGUUGUGCCUAUCGUCGUGAUUGGCUUAUGUACCCGAAAUUCAAUGUGCUCGGUUGGUCUUAUGCUGUUGCAGUUGUCUCAUUUAUUACACUCGGAUUGGGUGCAAUGAUUUUGCAUCGCGAAGCUCGUCAUGCCUACGAUUUACGUGGUGAACAGAAAAAUUUAGUUAUGCAAAUGGAAAUGCAGGAACCUGGCUAUCAACCACCUAGACACCAUCACAGUACCUCACGUAGUCUACAUGGUUACAUAUAAAAGACAAGAAAAAACUUCAAAAAUUUAAUAUUCCAAUUAUGAAGUAUU